ACUUUAUUUUUAUUUUUUUAAUAAUUACAUUUCAUAAAAUUAUCCAUCGCCGCCAUCUUAGUUUCUGUUAUCCAUUAUAGCAGACAUUUCAUUCUCCUCUCUUUUGAUGCUUCACCCUCGCCGCAUUGCGUUACUAUGUUACUACUGUUAUUCUUACAUCCAUGGAUUGUGAUGAGUCUGUGAUGGAAGGUAGAAAGAAACAAAAAAACAAGCCAGUGGAUUUCACACGAGAACUUCACACGUGCCUCAUUCGCUACUAUGCGCGUCUCAAUAAGCUAGACGAAAAAUGGAAGGAACUGUCAAAAAGUGCAGAGAGACCACUCGAGGGCCUGGCUAAUCGAACCGAGCAGUUCCGCUAUGUCACGAAUAAAGUAGAAGGGACAGAGGACUACGUGAAUCAAGAGGUACGAGACAGAUUGAUAUUCAAAAUCUUCAUGGGCCUCGAGGAAGAAAUGACAAUUCUCUUGAAUAUCCUGACACAAUUUAAUGAUGCCAAUCAGGAUUUGAAGAAUUAUUUGGUUAAUUUAGAAAAUGCUAGAAGUAAAGUAUCCUUAGAGGAUGAAGAUAUGAAGGAAUUGAAUGAAGGGACGCCAUGGCGACCGGCACUCAAUCUGCUCAUGCAAUGGGCCGUGGAGGGUUUUCAGUUUUAUCACAAUAUGUAUCUUCGUAUCAAUAAUUGCAUGAAAUUGGUUGACUAUAAAAAGGAGGAAACUAUCGAUAAUCUGAUUUCUUCCUUCACAGAAGACAAACGCGGAAGGAGAAAUAUAGAUGGGAUUUUCAUCUUUACACAUUUUCUAGCUAAGGAGACUGUUCAUUAGAGAUAUGAAGAUACAUGGAUCUAAUAAAGAUAAAAUUGUGCGGACACAGAUA
This is a messenger RNA of Pogonomyrmex barbatus (red harvester ant), 870 nucleotides long. RefSeq lists its product as uncharacterized. The record is from RefSeq and is a predicted model, not a curated record. NCBI's taxonomy places the organism in Eukaryota, Metazoa, Arthropoda, Insecta, Hymenoptera, Formicidae.